Periconia digitata is the source of this 389-nucleotide messenger RNA. Lineage: Eukaryota; Fungi; Ascomycota; Dothideomycetes; Pleosporales; Periconiaceae. The record is from the annotation of a GenBank genome assembly.
UGCGACAGGAUAUGUAUAAGUAUGGCGAGCUUGCUCCCGUUGGAAUAGAUAUCUCACCAUCAAUUCCAACUCCAAUUCAGCAACCAUUUCAUCUAUCCACCAAAAAAACUUACAAAUCAACAACUUCAGUCGAAAUGAAGACCUCUAUCAUCGCCAUGUCCCUCCUGGCUAGUCUAGCUCUAGCUUUCCCAACCGACCCCACUCCCGAUGCGGCAGAUCUCGAGAAACGUACUUGCAAUAGAGACACUUGCUGCUGGGCCGAUGACUGCAGCUGGGGCCAGUGUCUCGAGAACUUCUGCGGCGCAUUCCCAGACUCUGGAACGUGCCCUGGUGUUUGCGACCGUAGCUGCAGCUCUUGCUAGACGAGAAGGAGGAAGAUGGAGUGGCGG